Pectinophora gossypiella (pink bollworm) is the source of this 734-nucleotide messenger RNA. RefSeq lists its product as uncharacterized. Bases 27 to 722 code for a protein of 231 amino acids. The transcript is spliced from 5 exons. NCBI's taxonomy places the organism in Eukaryota, Metazoa, Arthropoda, Insecta, Lepidoptera, Gelechiidae. The record is from RefSeq and is a predicted model, not a curated record.
UAAACAGGUGUUUUUUACCGGUAAAGAUGCCGUUCAAGCGAGUAUGGGACGCGUCGUGCCCCCGCGAGUACGACCGCUGGGAGGAGGGCGGGGUCACGUGGGUCAUCCAGGACCUGCCUCCAGAGGACGAUGACAAGGCUCUAACACUGAUGAUGAACAAUCUGAUACCUGAUGGGGUCCUUUGUGCUAUCAGUGAACUGGACAAGGACCCAGUGAGCGUGAGCAGUAUAGUGAAGUUCUGGCAACGGUGUCUGCGCCAACGCAUGAGCCUCGCCUGUUACGCAGUGCAAGAAAGACAGAGCACGCUAGUUGCUCUUAACUGCUGCAUUGUUCAGUGUGCUGGAGAACAAGGUGAUUAUCAGAUAGAAGGCGAGGCAUGGAAGAAUGUUUACAGCGUAUUAAAAUACAUAGGAAGCAGUUUCGACGUGUUCAAGUACCUGGGGUUGGAUAAGGUCCUGUACGCUCUCGGUCUGGUUGUGCAGAGAGAGUACAGAGGGGCAAAACUAGGCGCUAGAUUAUUGGCUGCUAGGGAACCACUAGGCCUUGCCCAAGGUAUAAAAGGUACGGCAAACGUCUUUACUGGUCCGGCUUCGCAGAAGUCAGCGGCGCGAGCCGGCUUCGAAACCGCCUUUCAAGUCACCCUCAAACAACUCGCUGAUAUCGGCUUGAAAUAUCCACCUGAUGACAGAGUUAUCAAGCUUAUGGUCAGAAAAUAUAUUUAAUUUAAUAGUUUU